GUGUCUGCCAUUAUGCCCAGCGCCAGUGCGCUGGACCUCCGCCGCAAACGCCUGGAGAAGCUGCUAACGAAGGCCACACCUGGGCCCUCGCGUGUUGCAAGCACGCCAGCCUUCUCCGAAGCCAGCAGGUUGUCGCGCCGGGCCCCGCCCGGCGGCGCCCCGUACCAGGGAGCUCCACCUGUGCGAAUACUGACGACGGAAUCGCGACACAGCAAUAAGAAGCUGCUUGAAGAUUCCAGGCUGUGCAGCGCAGGAACCGACGCCAUGCGCAGUGCGCAGCUUUUGCCCUCUCCUUCGAGUGCUUCGCGCAAGCCGACCGCUUCCUCUCGGCUUGAGACGUCAAGCUCUCGCAAGGUGAAUCCAGAGCGAAUCGGCUCCCUGGUUCGGCAGCUGCUUGCCGGCGAGGAGCCUGCCGCAAACUGGAGGCUCGUUCACGAGGUUGACGCUAUCGAUGGCUUGCUGCAGGAAUGCUGGCUUGCAAGCCGGUGGCAGGAGGAAGAACGACUCAAGAAAGCUCAGCAGCAGGAGGCACUUCGAAAGUUCAACGAGGAGCAGGCCAGGCACGCGGAGGCCGGCCGGCAGCGGAAACGGGCGGAGGCCAGCGUCGUAGCUCAGCUGGAGGAAGAUAUGGCCAAGCAGGCAGCCGAAGCCAAGCUUCGGCAAGAAGAAGCAGAAGAAAGGAAAAAACGUCAGCAGCAGGAGAUGGCCAAGCAAAUGGCAGAAGCCGCCAAGCAAGCUGUUGAGCAGAAGGCGUUGCAAAAGCAAGAGGAGGCGCAAAAGGAUAUUGCGCUCAUGCACGCGCAGAUCGCGCUCAUGGAGGACCAAGAAAAGAGGCGUGCAGACGCCUUGCAAAAAAUCAGAGACAAGCAGGGCAAGGCCCAGGCGCAGUACGAGGCGGGAGCAGGAAGUCAGCUGGCAAAGCUCCAGCAGGAGGAGGAUGAGCGGGCUCGAAGAUACCAAGAGGAGAAGAACGCCAAGGACGAGGCUGCUUUCAAAGAGAAGCAGAGCAGACUAAAGAAGAUGCACAUGGAUGGAGCAGCAUUUCUUUCCAAGCAAGUUGCAGAGCAAGCCUGUCAGAAGGCGGCAGAAAGGGAAGAGCAGCGAAGACGUCGCGAGCAUUCAGACCGGGAUGCAGCGGCAGCGCUCGAAGAGGAGAAGCUGCAGGUGUUGCAGCGCAAGCAGCGAGAGAAGGAGAAUGCUGCAUUUCUUCAACAGCAGAUGAGCCAGAAGUUCGCAGCCAAGAUGGCGAACGACGACAUGACGCAGGUGGAGCAGUCGAUGAACAAGGAGAGACUGGAAAGAGCGAAGCGGUUGAUGCAAAAUCAGCUGAGGGAUGGCAUGCCAGUCUCCACAUGA
Messenger RNA from Symbiodinium pilosum, 1356 nucleotides. NCBI's taxonomy places the organism in Eukaryota, Dinophyceae, Suessiales, Symbiodiniaceae. The record is from the annotation of a GenBank genome assembly.